Molecule: messenger RNA, 4502 nt
Organism: Physella acuta
Lineage: Eukaryota; Metazoa; Mollusca; Gastropoda; Physidae
Product: CD109 antigen
Cellular component (GO): extracellular region
Molecular function (GO): endopeptidase inhibitor activity
Source: RefSeq, a predicted model, not a curated record
UGUGUCAAAAUUCUAAAAGAUUCAUUUCAAUAUUCUAUUUAGAUCUAAAUAGAUCUAGAAUCAAGUCAGAAACGUAUGUCGAUUUAACUUUACAAAAAAAGUCCUGUUGCUUGCUCUGUGUUUAUGCAACAAGAUGCGGCUGUUUCUUCUACUCACACUGGUUGCUACAACAAUGUGUGCUAAAAAUACGUAUGUCGUCAUUGCCCCAUCAACGAUCCACCCCAACAUGAACUUCACCGUCAGCGUCCACAUUCUCAAGGCCACCGGCUACGUAAAGGUAGUCGCCCAAGUUCUAAGGGAAGCAACUCUUGUGGGUAGCGGUGUGAACCUUUUUAAAGCCGGAAAUCCGGCAACAAUCACGAUAAAGCUCCCCUCUGACCUGCCCGACAGCGGCUACACACUCAAAGUCGUUGGCAGCGGCGGUUUGGUGUUUGACAAGUCUGAGAGUCUCAGCUACAACAGCAAAGACGCUUCGUUGUUUAUACAGCUGAAUAAGGCCAUCUUUAAGCCUAGUGAUACAGUGAAAUUUAGAGUGUUUGGUGUGUACUCCGAUUUACAGUCCUACAAAGGAACGAUGGACAUUUCUAUCUAUGACGCGAAUGAAAAUAAGAUCAAACAGUGGGCCAAGGUCAGUCCAGAGAAAGGGGUUAUCGCCCAGGAACUGACCCUCUCAUCCCAGCCAGCGCUUGGUGUCUGGAAAAUCUCGGUGGAAGCUGGCAAAAUGAUAGAAGAAAAAGGAUUUACUGUAGCUGAGUAUGUUCUACCCAAGUUCAAGGUCGAGGUUAUCAUGCCACCUUACGUUUUGACCAGGGACUCCGACAUCACGUUUACUGUUAAGGCAAAGUACGCCUAUGGUAAACCGGUCAAUGGAAGCGUGAACGUCCAGGUAAACCUACACUACUACUGGGGGACGAAGCCCGUGUACAAGGCAACUGUCCCCAUUGAUGGAGAAACCAGGGUGGUGGUACCCGUGUCGAAGCUAGAGGGCAUUCCAGACCUGCUGAAUAAAUUCCCCCUUACCGCCGUCGCAAUCGUGACCGAGUCUUUGACAGGAUUCAAGGUGUCCAGUAGUGGAACGGUCACCAUUUACAAAGAAGGUUCUAAGUUACAGAUCCUAGUGGACAACCCCAACUUUAAACCUGGUCUACUGUACCCCAUCUAUAUAAAAAUCUCACAGCCGGACGGGCGUCCGAUCGGCCCCACCAAUGAAAACGUGAUGGUUCUAAUCAGUGGCCUUUCUUCAAACAUACUUGAACAGACCCUGAGAGUCCCUAGCAACGGUCUGGUCACUUUACGCCCACAGAUACCAUCAAACGCCCAGUUCAUCCAUAUAACAGCGUAUUUCCGGGGAGCUUUCAAAAGAGAGUGUGUACCAAUGAGUCAUUCUCCUAGUAGCUCAUACCUCAAAAUCUAUCAGCAUUCUACCUCUAUAAAGGCAGGGGACACGGUAUUAUUUUCAGCCGAAGGUACUGAAGAAUUGCCUACCCUUACGUACCAGAUUCUCUCUCGGGGAAAUAUAGUAAAAUCUGGCACAAUCAAAGGCAACAACCAGAAGAGCAUCUCUUUCUCCAUCGUCUCUGAGCCCAGCAUGGCGCCCUCUGCCAGAAUCGUCGUCUACUACGUCAGACCAGACGGUGAAGUUGUCCCAGACAGUAUCAGCUUCGACAUCAGCGGUGCUUUCAAUAACAAGGUGGCCGUUACUGUGGACAAGACAAAUGUUGAACCAGGAGAUGAAGUGACUAUUGUCACCACUGCUGACCCAGACUCCAAUGUCUUCUUACUGGCCAGUGACCAAAAUGAUGUGCUAGUAAAAAAUGGAAAUGACGUUACCUUUGCUAAUGUUCACACAGAGAUCAUGAGCUACAAUACGGACGUCACAUUGAGAUUUUGUAGAACCAGCUCAGGAGGGGAACUACUAAAGGAUGAAGGAGUUACCGUCCUCACUGAUGCCAACGUGUACCAAGAUAGAUCCAAAUAUGACAUUGGGGAGGAUUCUCUUGAGAAUGUAGCGUCCUAUCGCGUACCCCGAGCUCAAUGGUACGCUGCGCGGAACGCAGAUCCACUAUCUCCAAAACCUGCGCGAGUUAGUGAGAUCUCUCGCGAGUCAUGGCUAUGGACUGAUGCUUACGUCGGAGCGAACGGCUCAGCCUCUAUCACUGCCACUGUACCAGACACCAUUACGUCAUGGGUGGUCAGCGCCUUCGCCAUCAACUCAAACUCUGGUCUGGGCGUGGCCCCAACACAAGCUCACCUGAAAGUCUUCCGACCGUUUUUUGUCAGCCUCAACCUCCCCUACUCUGUGACUCGUGGUGAGCAGCUGGCACUUCAAGCAAACGUCUUCAACUACCUGACAGGCGAUAUGCAGGUACGAGUGACGCUGGCCGCGUCUAAACGUUUCCACAACAUUUUUAUCGACGCCACAGGAAACCAGGAACUGAAACAGGUUGAUGUUGUACAGGAUAUUAUGGUCAAGGCUGGUGAGGCCAAGUCUGUAUAUUUCCCCAUCGUCCCUGCCGACCUUGGUAGAAUUGACGUGGAGGUCAAGGCUCAGUCCACCAAGGCCGCCGACGCUGUGCGCAGACAACUCCUGGUUGAGGCUGAAGGUGUCCCCAAGCAAUACAACAUCCCUGUCCUCAUCGACCUGAGAGACGGCAAAAAAACUUUCUCACAGACCGUUGACAUCACGCUGCCUGACAACGUAGUGAAGGGAUCGGAACUUGUUAGGAUUUCGGCUGUCGGUGACCUGAUGGGUCCAACCAUAGAUGGAUUGGCCUCCCUGCUCCAGUUACCAACCGGAUGUGGGGAGCAGACCAUGCUUGACCUGGCAGCGGAUGUCUACGUCACAGAUUACCUAGACUGUGUCAAUCAACUGAAUGGAGACGUCAAGACCAAAGCCAUCAACUUCAUGGAGAGUGGUUACCAGGGUGUGCUGACCUACAUACACAGUGACGGAUCUUUCAGUGCUUUUGGUAACAGAGACAAGUCUGGCAGUAUGUGGCUGACAGCUUUUGUAGCCCGCGUCUUCCACCAAGCCAAACGUCACAUCUUUGUGGAUGACAACAUCAUCAACGACGCCAUCCUGUGGAUGAUACAGCAACAAAAAACGGACGGCAGCUUUCCAGAACCUGGCGUGGUACUUAGCGGUACCAUGAAGGACCAAGCAGGGUCGGGAGUCAAGCUAACCCUGUUCGUACUGAUCUCACUACUAGAGAACAGUGAUGACAUGAAGUACCUGAAUGUUGAUGAGGCAAUACAAAAAGCCCUGGCCUACGCUGAACAGGAAGUUGCCAAGUUGGAUGAUCUCUACGUUCUCGCCAUGGCGUCUUACGCUUUCCAACUGGCCGGCAGCAACAUGACCCAAGCUGUUCUAGACAAACUGGAGGCUGAGUCAACUCAGAAGGACGGCAUGAAGUACUGGCAACAAUCAGAUCAACCGAGGAUCAUCACGUGGCAGAGCCCCAACCCCACCAAGGCCGUUGACAUUGAGAUGACCGCCUACGUCUUGCUGACCUACACAAAGCGGGGCGACUUGGUGGCGGGCAAGAGCAUCAUGCAGUGGAUCACCAAACAGAGAAACGCCAACGGAGGCUUCAUAUCAACACAGGAUACCGUCGUCGCCCUGAACGCCCUCAGCGAGUACGCCAAACAGAUGUCCAGCAAAAAAUUAAAAGUCCACAUCACCACCCAGCUGGACUCUGAGACUACCUACACCUUUGACGUCGACAAGACCAACUCACUUCUGCUGCAGUCUAGAGAGAAUACAAGAGUACCAGCUCAAGUUGUGAUCACCGCUACUGGCUCAGGCAUGGCACUUGUUCAGGCUGCUCUAAGCUUCAACGUGCUGUCAGAUAUAAAGCCAGAACACUUUGAUCUAAAAUUGGAAAUAGUAAAGGAGAAUUUCACAUACUUGGAUGUGGAAACUUGCACAAGAUGGUUAGGAAAGGUCCCAGACAGUGCCAUGGCCGUACAAGAGUUUGGUAUCCCAUCAGGCUUUGUGGCUGACCUUGACGACUUGACCCAGCUAGACAACCUAAAGAGAGUCGAGACACAAAACAAGAAGGUUAUCAUCUACUUCGACAAGAUCGGCAGGACGCCCGUGUGUUUAAACCUUAGAGUCAGACGAGUUGAUUUUGUUGCCAAGUCCCAGCCAGCUGCCGUCAGGGUCUAUGACUACUAUGAGCCACGCAACCAGGUGACAGUGUUCUACCAAUCACAACUUCUGAAAGACUCCACCAUCUGUGACGUCUGCCGGGAAUGUGAGAACUGUCAACCACCAAUUGAACAGGAAGAGGUCGUAAGUGGCGUAUUGGAUAGAUGCAAAGCUAUCUUCGAUCGGUGUGUGGAAAUAAUCUUUGAUAUUAUUCAUCUUUUAUAGCAAGGAAAAUCUUAAAUCAAAGAAAACUUGGCUUAAUUUGUAUAGCAAAGCUAUCUUCGAUCGGUGUGUGGAAAAAAUCUUUGAUAUUAUUUAUCUUUUAUAGCAAGGAAAAUCUUAAAUCAAAGAA